Molecule: messenger RNA, 836 nt
Organism: Phytophthora nicotianae INRA-310
Lineage: Eukaryota; Oomycota; Peronosporomycetes; Peronosporales; Peronosporaceae
Exons: 1
Coding region: 37-663 (208 amino acids)
Source: RefSeq, a predicted model, not a curated record
GUAGUCUGACCGCCUAUUCCGACGCCCUUGUGUAUAAUGGUUUAUUCGCUUGUAUCAACGCUAGGCGUCGCUGCCACCCUAUCGAGCAUGGCCCUCCUGGCCCUAACUGUUGAUGCACAUCAGAUCGUGCUGUUGCCUGAGCCCCAGUGGACGACCAACGACAAAGAAACCAAGUAUAACCCGCUCGCUUUCCUCGAAAACGAAGGCUUCACGACCCAGGAGGACUUUACAGCCUGGCGCAAAGAGAAUGGCUACAAGUCGCUUCGUGACUUCUUGGACAACGCCAAAUACCCGGUCACAGAUGGUGCUGACUUCAAAUGCGGUUUUACGGACCCCAAGGGCACCCCGCAGCCCAUUCCGGCGGGCAACGCCAUGCGUUCCACCGGAUACACGCACGAUGGCCCGUGUGAAGUGUGGCUCGACGAUACUAUGGUGCUUGACGGCGACAACUGUCACGAGAAGUUCCCUGGCAAGGACUACACUGUGGACUACUCGUCGUGCAAGGGCACGUGCACGCUUUACUGGUACUGGCUAGGUGUGCGUUUCCUGAAGAACGACUACUCGUGGCAAGUAUACAAGGCCUGCAUUCCAUUGACGGGAGGCUCAGGAGGGACCACUGGAUCGGUGGCGACUGGAUCUGGAUCCCAGAAAAACCUUCGUUAGUAAGCUGAAUGGGGGCUGAUCACUUCUUCGUGGAAGCUUUGGUGUCACGCAGGGGACCAGAUCGAUGCGUAAUCUUCGCAACUAGUGCGUGUCGUACUUGGCUGCAUCACCACGGCCCUCGUUCUGCGGAGUGGCGAUCUGUCCUGUCACGUGGAGAUUAGCAGAACGCGUAC